Messenger RNA from Oppiella nova, 4525 nucleotides. NCBI's taxonomy places the organism in Eukaryota, Metazoa, Arthropoda, Arachnida, Sarcoptiformes, Oppiidae. The record is from the annotation of a GenBank genome assembly.
UUGUGCUAAUUUUGUAAAUGUUUGUGACUUUGAAGAGAUGUCAGAAAUCCGAGAGAGAAAGCCGUCGGUGAGCGGUGGGAUGGUAGGGCCGGGCGGGUCAUCACUCAUGUGUCGAGCGGCCGAACACUCGGAGAACAUCGCAAAGAAACUGCUCGAAGAGGCAGAGAAUGUGGAGAUUGUCAUGAGGAAAGUGCUCAACAAUGCCUGGAAUGUGUGUCACUUCACAGAACUGCCGCAAUGGCUCAAAGACAACGACUAUCUGGUGAUGGGUCACAGGCCUCCCCUCUCCUCAUUCAAGGCGUGCUUUUGGUCCAUAUUUCGAUUGCACACCGAAACGGGCAACAUCUGGACCCACGGCGUCGGCUGUUUGCUGUUCUUAGGGCUGGCCAUUCACGUGUAUGGCUACCAGUACUCGGACAUUCCCUUUAUGGACAAAAUAGUGUUCGGCUGCUUCUUCGCCGGUGCCAUCAUAUGCUUAGGACUGUCCACAUGUUAUCACACACUCAGCUGUCACUCACACGCAGUCGGACGCCUCUUCUCCAAACUGGAUUACUGUGGGAUAGCUUUGUUGAUCACCGGCUCGUUUGUCCCGUGGCUUUACUAUGGCUUCUACUGUUCAUUAAUGCCUAAGAUUUUCUACUUGUGUUUAACCAUAUUCCUGGGCUUCUCAUCAGUCAUAGUCUCGCUUUGGGACAAGUUUUCAGAGCCGCACUUCCGACCGCUGAGGGCCGGCGUAUUCAUGUCGUUCGGCCUGUCGGGUGUCAUACCAGGCGUGCAUUGGCUUAUUAGUCACGGCCUCACCUCUUGGAUUGAGUCCUCCAUAAGGGCUUCGUUCACAAGUCUUAUCGUAAUGGGAGUCCUGUAUAUAUUGGGCGGAGUUCUCUACGCCUCCCGAAUACCCGAGAGAUUUUUCCCCGGAAAAUGUGAUUAUUGGUUCCAUUCGCAUCAAUUGUUUCAUAUACUGGUAAUCUGUGCGGCAGUUGUACACUAUCACGGCAUCACAUGUAUGGCCGACUAUCGGCUCAACUCACCCCACGCUGUCUGUCCCAAUACUUGUGAAUCGGUUCGUGAGUUCAAAGUGGAUCCCGAAAACAACCAGUUCCUCAAAGAUGGUCAACCAUUUCGUUAUGUCUCGGGAACUCUUCAUUACUUUAAAGUGCCGUCAGUUUUAUGGUUGGAUCGGAUGACCAAAUAUAAAGCCGCCGGACUUAAUGCCAUUCAAACUUAUAUUGAGUGGAAUUUUCACGAACCAGAAGAGGGUGUCUUUGACUUUGAAGGCGAUAGAGAUCUCAUUAAAUAUCUGCAAACCGCUAAUGAUUUGGGACUUUUGGUUAUCCUAAGAACCGGGCCUUUCAUUGAUGCCGAAAGAGAUUUGGGAGGACUUCCAUAUUGGCUAUUGUCUAAUAAUCGAGACAUGAAAUUAAGGACAUCUGAUCCGUCGUAUGUGAAAGCCGUCGAAAAAUGGUUUUCACUGUUGUUACCAAAGUUGGUGCCAAUGCUAUAUAAAAACGGCGGACCAGUUAUUAUGGUUCAGAUUGAGAAUGAAUACGGAAGUUAUUAUGCCUGCGAUUAUGGAUACACUUCUCAUUUACGGGAUUUACACAUUCACUACUUCGGCAAAGAUAUCCAAUUGUUCACCACUGAUGGCAAUGGGGACUCUUACUUAAAGUGUGGGAAAAUAGAUAACGUGUUCGCAACCGUCGAUUUUGGUCCCGAUGCCGAUCCCGUCAAGUCAUUCAUAGCCCAGAGAGCGCACCAGGAGUUUGGGCCAUACGUUAACUCCGAGUACUACACGGGUUGGAUCGACCACUGGGAACGACCCCAUUCUACCGCCACUUCUCUACAAGUGUGCAAAACAUUGGACGCUAUGUUAGCUCUGAACGCAUCCGUCAAUCUAUAUCCACUUCACGGCGGAACGAGCUUUGGAUUUGAUUCGGGUGCUAAUAUAGAUAACAAUUUAUACGAUCCAUGUAUUACGAGCUAUGACUUCAAUGCGCCCCUCACUGAGGACGGAGACCCCACUCAGAAAUACUUUGAUGUCCGCAACGUUAUUGGAAAAUACUUAUCACUUCCUAACGUUACACUCCCGGUGCCGUCACCUAAAAUGGAGACCAAACCAAUAGUUAUGAAACCAAUUCUUAAUAUAUAUGACAUUAUCUCAUCCCUAACUCGCAUUGAAUCGGUAUAUCCGAUGAGUUUCGAAGAAUUGAGAAUAAAGAGUGGAUUUAUUCUCUACUCGACAAACAUUACAUUCAAACCGUCAGAUCCGGCCGUUUUGUCUAUAGAUGGACUCAAAGAUAGGGCACAAGUGUUUGUCGACCAGAAAUAUGUGGGAACUUUAAGCCGGACACAAAGUAUCACUAAAAUAGGCCUGGACAUUGAGUUGGGAUCACAACUGGAUUUGUUGGUUGAAAAUCAGGGAAGACUUGCUUAUGGAAACACAAUCAAUGAAUUGAAAGGGAUCACAUCUAAUGUAACAAUAGGUCCCGUAGUAGUGAAGGAUUGGGGCCAUUAUUUAGUGUUUAAGAAUUGGACUAAAAGUAUGGCUAUUAUUGAACAUUAUUCUGAUGUCAUUCCAACACUUCCCACUCCAGCCAAAGAGAGUUCAUUUGAUAGGAUUCCCUCAUUCUAUACGUCAGACUUUGUUUUACCCGACACUAAGGGUUACCCUUUCGAUACAUUCCUACGUCUGGACGGAUGGCGGAAAGGAAUUGCAUUUCUUAAUGGCUUUAAUUUGGGUCGAUAUUGGACUGUCGGCCCACAACUCACACUAUACUCACCCAAACACCUGUUCAAUGCAUACCCCAAACCAAACAAAUUAAUUGUCUUUGAAUUGGAAAGAUCUUCAAACAAUGGUCAACCCUUUCGUUAUGUGUCCGGUUCUAUACACUACUUCCGAGUGCCAGCCGUUUUAUGGGCCGACCGUUUGAUGAAAGCAAAACAGGCCGGACUUAAUGCCAUUCAAACAUAUAUUGAAUGGAAUUCUCACGAACCGGAGGAAGGGUUCUAUAACUUUGAAGGCGAUUACGAUUUGAUUCAAUUCUUGAAGACAGCUAAUGACUUGGGAUUAUUGGUUAUCCUAAGAACCGGACCAUUCAUUGACGCCGAGAGAGAUUUUAUUGAGAAUGAAUACGGAAGUUAUAAAGCGUGUGAUUAUGGAUACACUUCCCAUUUACGGGAUCUACACCACAAACUUUUGGGUCACGACAUGACACUAUUUACCACCGAUGGUGAUGGCGAUGGAUAUCUAAAGUGUGGAAAAAUAGAUAACGUGUUCGCAACCGUUGACUUCGGGCCGGGAAGUGAUCCAAUCGAUGCAUUUCAUACACAACACGUUCACCAAGAGUUCGGACCGAGUGUUAACUCCGAGUACUACACGGGUUGGCUCGACCACUGGGAAACACCUCACCAGACGGUCAACACCACUGCUGUCACCGAAACAUUGGACGCGAUAUUAGCACAAAACGCUUCCGUCAACCUGUACAUGUUUCACGGGGGCACCAGUUAUGGAUUCAGUGCCGGUACCAGUACUCAAGAUAUGGGAUCUAUAAUUCCCUGCCCUACCAGUUAUGACUACGACGCUCCACUCAAUGAGGCCGGGGAUCCAACUCCUAAAUACUUUGCCAUCAGAAAAAUAAUCGCAAAAUACCUACCACUUGACAACGGCACACUUCCAGUGCCUUCACCAAAAAUGGAGUCCAAACCAAUUGCGAUGACACCUGUCCUUAAUUUAUAUGACGUUAUCUCAAUCCAAACCGCCAUUGAAUCGCUAUUUCCACUGACUUUCGAAGAACUGAGAGUAAGAGAAGGGUUUAUACUCUACUCGACAAACAUAACAUUCAUUCCGUCAGAUCCGGCAGUUUUGACAGUAAAAGGACUUAAAGAUAGGGCACAAGUGUUCGUCAAUAAAAAAUAUGCGGGAACUUUAAGCCGAACUCAAAACCUCUACGAAAUGGGUUUAGACAUAGAGUUAGGUUCACAACUGGAUUUGUUGGUUGAAAACCAGGGAAGACUUUGUUAUGGGAAUUCAAUCAAUGAAUUAAAAGGUAUCACAUCUAACGUAACCAUAGGUCCGGAUAUAAUAGAGAAUUGGAGCCAUUAUUUGGUGUUUAAGAAUUGGACUGAAAGUAUAACUCAUAUUCAAGAAUAUUCUAAUAUUGUGUCUUCACUUCCCAUUCCACCGACGAAGAGCUCAUUUGAUAGGAUUCCCUCAUUCUAUACGUCAGACUUUGUUUUACCCGACACUAAGGGUUACCCUUUUGAUACAUUCCUACGUCUGGACGGAUGGCGGAAAGGACUCGCAUUUCUCAAUGGAUUCAAUUUGGGUCGAUAUUGGACUGUUGGCCCACAACUCACACUAUACUCACCCAAACACCUGUUCAAUGCAUACCCCAAACCAAACAAAUUAAUUGUCUUUGAAUUGGAAAGAUCUUCAGACACUAGAACCGUUCAAUUCGUGACACAAAGUGUAUUGAAUGCAACGACUCCUUACACAAAUAUUUCAUUUGAAACCGAUUUCGUAUAA